This is a messenger RNA of Eruca vesicaria subsp. sativa (arugula), 579 nucleotides long. NCBI's taxonomy places the organism in Eukaryota, Viridiplantae, Streptophyta, Magnoliopsida, Brassicales, Brassicaceae. The record is from the annotation of a GenBank genome assembly.
CAUCCUCCCCGACUCUAAAAAAAUCACCACCGGUUUAGCUAAUCCAUUGACGACGGUCAAGCGCCGAAACAACAUCAUCAAAGACUCACCGGCUACGGUUAGUUUGGGUUUUUAUCCCUUGUGGAAAAGCACAAACUCAUCAACACCAUGAACCCUGAGAAUCAUCAGACAACCACCAUUCACUCUAAAGUGAUCUCACAUGUCUUUUUCACCGGUACAGCUAAGCAAGGCUGUGCUGGGCCACCCAUUGGUCUUGUCGAUAUUGGUGUGAGCGAUAUUGCUUACAUCUUCAGAGUCUCUCUACCUGGCAUUGCCAAAAACCAAGAUAAGAUCAAAUGUGAGAUUCAGAGAGAGGGGAGAGUAUGCAUUCAAGGAGUAGUACCUGAGAUUGCGAUUCCUAGCGAUUCAGGGUGCUUAUACAGAAUGCAAGUGCAGCAGCUCAGCCCGCCUGGUCCAUUUACGAUCACGUUUAAUCUCCCGGGACAAGUGGACCCUCGCUUGUUUUCUCCAAAGUUUAGACCUGAUGGGAUCUUUGAAGUUGUUGUUGUCAAGCUCGGUGUACGCAUCCCAACUUCAUAG